GUUUUCUUACAAUCUGACUGUAAUUUGUAUGCUGUCUCUUCACAACGUGGUUAAAAAGGUGUAAAGAUGGGUCGUAUGCAUGCUCCUGGCAAGGGUAUAUCCCAGUCAGCAGUUCCUUAUAGACGCAGUGUCCCAACGUGGUUAAAGUUAACUCCAGAUGAUGUAAAGGAACAAAUUUGUAAAUUGGCCAAGAAAGGUUUGACUCCAUCUCAGAUUGGUGUAAUUCUAAGGGAUUCCCAUGGAGUUGCCCAAGUGAGGUGGGUCACUGGAAACAAGAUCCUGCGGAUUCUGAAGGCUAAAGGCUUGGCUCCAGACUACCCUGAGGAUUUGUACUACUUGAUUAAAAAGGCUGUUGCUAUACGUAAGCAUUUGGAGAGGAACAGGAAGGACAAAGAUUCCAAAUUCAGACUGAUUUUGGUUGAAAGUCGAAUUCAUAGACUAGCUCGUUACUACAAAAGCAAGAGAAUCCUUCCUCCCAACUGGAAGUAUGAAUCAUCUACUGCAUCAGCUAUGGUGGCUUAAAAUAAACAUAUGAUGUGUAUACUUCUCAAAGUCAAAUAAAAAAAUAUUCUGGCCGA
Limulus polyphemus (Atlantic horseshoe crab) is the source of this 578-nucleotide messenger RNA. Its product is annotated as 40S ribosomal protein S13. The record is from RefSeq and is a predicted model, not a curated record. Gene Ontology annotation, molecular function: small ribosomal subunit rRNA binding; structural constituent of ribosome. The transcript has 6 exons. Bases 67 to 522 code for a protein of 151 amino acids. NCBI's taxonomy places the organism in Eukaryota, Metazoa, Arthropoda, Merostomata, Xiphosura, Limulidae. Gene Ontology annotation, biological process: translation. Gene Ontology annotation, cellular component: ribosome; cytosolic small ribosomal subunit; nucleolus.